AUGGCCAACAUUUUAACGACAUACAAGAUCCCACAGAAUGUCCCACGCAGCACAUGUGUUGAGAGCUGCCCCACUGGACACAGCAAGAUAGUUCAGGAGGGGAAGCAAGUUUGUUGUUACAAUUGUGCUCAAUGCUCGGAAGGAAAAAUUGCAGCCGAGACAGAUGCAGACCAAUGUGAGAAAUGCACAGAAGAUGAAUAUCCAAACCAGAAGAGGGAUAAGUGCAUUCCCAAAUCCAGGACCUACUUAUCCUACGAGGACCCCGUGGGAGCAGGCUUGGCUUCUAUUGCUGCUUUAUGUUUUGUGGCCACAGUGAUAGUGAUGGGGAUCUUUGCCACACACUGGAACACCCCCAUUGUCAAAGCCAACAAUCAAAGCAUAACCUGUGUCCUGCUCUCCACUCUGCUGCUUGGCUUUCCAUGCUCCUUCCUAUUCAUUGGCCAGCCUGGGACGGUGACCUGCCUUCUCCGGCAAAUGCUGUUUGGCAUCAUCUUCUGCAUUGCUGUGUCUUGCAUUUUGGCCAAAACCAUCACUGUGGUGGUUGCCUUCAUGGCCACCAAGCCAGGGAACAGGAUGAGGAAAUGGGUGGGGAAGAGACUGGCCAUGUCAGUCAUCUUUCCCUGUUGUUUCAUUCAAACCGGCAUCUGUGCGCUGUGGCUGGCAACUUCGCCCCCUUUCCUAGAGUUUGACACGCACUCCCAAACGGGUCAUAUCAUCAUUCAGUGCAAUGAAGGUUCAGACAUCAUGUUCUACAUAGUACUGGGCUACAUGGGUCUUCUGGCCACCAUCAGUUUCAUGGUGGCCUUCCUAGCCCGGACAUUGCCGGAUUCUUUCAAUGAAGCCAAGCUGAUCACCUUCAGCAUGCUGGAAGCUCACUUGGUGACUCUGGGCCAGUCACUUUCAGCCUAG
Eublepharis macularius is the source of this 909-nucleotide messenger RNA. RefSeq names its product vomeronasal type-2 receptor 26-like. Gene Ontology annotation, cellular component: membrane. NCBI's taxonomy places the organism in Eukaryota, Metazoa, Chordata, Lepidosauria, Squamata, Eublepharidae. The coding region runs from base 1 to 909 and encodes 302 amino acids. Gene Ontology annotation, biological process: G protein-coupled receptor signaling pathway. The record is from RefSeq and is a predicted model, not a curated record. Gene Ontology annotation, molecular function: G protein-coupled receptor activity. The transcript has 4 exons.